Messenger RNA from Cynocephalus volans (Philippine flying lemur), 2155 nucleotides. RefSeq names its product ankyrin repeat domain 54 (gene ANKRD54). Lineage: Eukaryota; Metazoa; Chordata; Mammalia; Dermoptera; Cynocephalidae. Bases 125 to 1024 code for a protein of 299 amino acids. Gene Ontology annotation, biological process: regulation of intracellular signal transduction; regulation of protein kinase activity. Gene Ontology annotation, cellular component: cytoplasm; nucleus. Gene Ontology annotation, molecular function: protein binding; protein kinase regulator activity. The record is from RefSeq and is a predicted model, not a curated record. The transcript is spliced from 8 exons.
GUUGCCGUGGUUGCAGGCCCGGCCCGCCCGCUUGCUGACAGCGAGGCUUAGGGCGGAGGGAAGUGGGUCGGUGGGUCGGUCGGGAACGAGGCUUCCGCGGCCAGGCCCGAGCGGAGCCGUUGCCAUGGCAGCUGCCGCCGGGGGCACCGACGACGAGCCGCGCUCGGGCCGCUCGAGCUCGGAUGGCGAAUGCGCGGUGGCGCCCGAGCCGCUGACGGGCGCCGAGGGCCUCUUCUCCUUCGCCGACUUCGGGUCUGCGCUGGGCGGCUGCGCGGGCCUCCCGGGCCGGGCGUCCGGCGAGGCCCAGUCCCCGCUGCGCUACCUGCACGUGCUGUGGCAGCAGGACGCGGAGCCGCGCGACGAGCUGCGCUGUAAGAUCCCCGCUGGCCGGCUGAGGCGCGCCUCCAGGCCGCACCGCCGGCUCGGGCCCACCGGCAAGGAGGUGCACGCUCUAAAGAGGCUGAGAGACUCGGCCAAUGCCAAUGAUGUGGAAACAGUGCAGCAGCUGCUGGAAGAUGGCGCGGAUCCCUGUGCAGCUGAUGAUAAGGGCCGCACAGCUCUACACUUUGCCUCUUGCAAUGGCAAUGACCAGAUUGUGCAGACACUCCUGGACCAUGGGGCAGAUCCCAACCAGCGAGAUGGGCUUGGGAAUACACCACUACACCUGGCGGCCUGCACCAACCAUGUUCCUGUCAUCACCACACUGUUACGAGGAGGAGCCCGUGUAGAUGCCCUGGACCGGGCUGGCCGCACGCCCCUGCACCUGGCCAAGUCUAAGCUAAACAUCCUGCAGGAGGGCCAUUCCCAGUGCCUGGAGGCUGUGCGGCUGGAGGUGAAGCAGAUCAUCCAUAUGCUCAGGGAAUACCUGGAGCGCCUAGGGCGGCACGAACAGCGGGAACAGCUGGAUGACCUCUGCACCCGCCUCCAGAUGACAAGCACCAAAGAGCAGGUGGAUGAAGUGACUGACCUCCUGGCCAGCUUCACCUCCCUCAGUUUGCAGAUGCAGAACAUGGAGAAGAGGUAGCAGGAGAGGCUUCUGCCUUCCUGCUCUGCCACUGCCCCCCACCCCAUCCCCACUGUUUGCUCUCAAUACAAAGAGAAAGCCCAAUGUCUGGGACUUUGGAGCUACACUUGUCUGGUGAGGACCUUGCCAUCACCCCCAGAGGCUGUGGGGCAGAGACACUCUCUCCAUGACUUCAGAGCCACUUCCAGCCAUGGUCUCCAACAUCUCUGUGGGCCAGGACCAUAGCCCCAGCUUCUUCCUCUGGCUCCUGCAGCAUUCGGCCAGCCUGUGCAGCCACACGUCAGCCCUGGCCAACAUGCGCUGUCUUAGCAGGCCUCCCUCGUCCCAUGGCCUCCCUGGCUCCCUCACCAGGUCCCAGACCCUCCUCUGUGUGUGCUUACGCAGGCCCCCUCUGGCCCAGGUGGCUGCUCGGGGGAUGGCCCUUGUGGCUGGCCCUGCACCUCUCACCAGCACUUAGAUUUAGACUUGUCACCUGAUUUGCAGGGAGACACUGCAGGGAGUUUCUCUUGUUGGAAGGGGAGGGUUGGUGAUACCUAGACCUUAAAAAUACAAAGUGAAGAAGGACCCUGCUGAACCCAAAGCAAACAGUCUCCAACCCUUUUUCUCCUAAUCAUUGAAAUACGAGGAGAGUGUAACAGUUUUGCAGCCUAGUUGUAGUAGGCUGUGUGUGGCCCCCCAAGAUGUCCAUGUCCUAACCCCAGGAACCUUAUAUGGCAAAAGCAGCUUUGCAGAUGUAAUUAAGUUAGGGAUCUUUAGACAGGGAGAUUAUCCUGGAUUAUCCAGGUGGGCCUGAUGUACUCACAGGCAUACUUAUAAGAGCGAAACAGGAGGACUGGCCAGUUAGCUCACUUGGGAGAGCGUCGUGAUGGUAACAGUCAUGGGUUCAGAUCCCCGUGCUGACCAGCCACCAAAAAAAAAAAAAAAGGGAAACAGAAGAGGAAGUAGGAGAUAUGAUGAUGGAAGCAAGAAGUUGGAGUCAUUCGAGGAAGGGGUCACAAGCCAUCUCCAGAAGCUAGAAGAGGCAAGGAAAUGGAAUCUCCCCUCAGAACUUCCAGAAGGAACUGGUCCUGCUGAUGCCUUGACUUUAGCUCAGUGAGACUGAUUUUAGAAUUCUGGCCUCCAGAACUGUAA